Messenger RNA from Eruca vesicaria subsp. sativa (arugula), 2357 nucleotides. NCBI's taxonomy places the organism in Eukaryota, Viridiplantae, Streptophyta, Magnoliopsida, Brassicales, Brassicaceae. The record is from the annotation of a GenBank genome assembly.
AUCUCUCUAUCUUUCUCUCUGUGUGUUGUGUCUCGUGCGAGAUGGUGGCGUUAGCUUUUCUCCCGGAGCUCUGGACGGAGAUUCUCAUCCCUGUCUGCGCGGUUAUCGGCAUAGUUUUCUCUCUCUUCCAGUGGUUCAUCGUCUCUAGAGUCAGAGUCAGCGCUGACCAAGGCGCGUCGUCGUCUUCAGGUGGUGCCAACAAUGGUAAGAAUGGUUAUGGAGAUUACUUGAUUGAGGAAGAGGAAGGUGUUAACGACCAGAGUGUCGUCGCUAAGUGCGCUGAGAUUCAGACCGCUAUAUCUGAAGGUGCAACUUCAUUCCUGUUCACUGAGUACAGAUACGUUGGUGUCUUCAUGGUGUUCUUCGCUGGUAUUAUCUUUGUCUUCCUCGGCUCUGUGGAAGGAUUCAGCACGGAGAACAAGCCUUGCACUUACGAUGAGACCAAGACUUGCAAGCCUGCUUUAGCCACUGCAGCUUUCAGCACCAUUGCUUUCAUUCUUGGUGCAGUCACUUCUGUUCUCUCUGGUUUCCUUGGGAUGAAGAUUGCUACUUACGCCAAUGCUAGAACCACUUUGGAGGCGAGGAAAGGUGUUGGAAAGGCGUUUAUUGUUGCGUUCAGGUCUGGGGCUGUGAUGGGUUUCCUUCUUGCUGCUAGUGGUCUGUUGGUGCUUUACAUUACUAUUAAUGUGUUUAAGAUCUAUUAUGGUGAUGACUGGGAAGGUCUUUUUGAGGCUAUUACUGGUUAUGGGCUUGGUGGUUCUUCAAUGGCUCUCUUUGGACGUGUUGGUGGUGGGAUCUAUACUAAAGCUGCUGAUGUUGGUGCUGAUCUUGUCGGUAAAAUCGAGAGGAAUAUUCCUGAAGAUGAUCCAAGGAACCCAGCUGUCAUUGCUGAUAAUGUGGGUGACAAUGUUGGUGACAUUGCUGGUAUGGGAUCUGAUCUCUUUGGUUCAUAUGCUGAAGCAUCAUGUGCUGCACUUGUUGUUGCUUCCAUCUCUUCCUUUGGAAUCAACCAUGACUUCACUGCCAUGUGCUACCCUUUGCUCAUCAGUUCAAUGGGUAUCUUGGUUUGUUUGAUCACAACUCUCUUCGCCACUGACUUCUUUGAAAUUAAGGCUGUUAAGGAGAUUGAGCCAGCGUUGAAGAAUCAGCUCAUCAUCUCAACUGUCAUAAUGACUGUUGGUAUUGCUAUUGUUUCAUAUGUUGGGUUGCCUUCUUCCUUUACCAUCUUCAACUUUGGAGCACAAAAGGUCGUCAAGAACUGGCAGCUAUUCCUGUGUGUUUGUGUUGGUCUAUGGGCUGGACUCAUUAUUGGUUUUGUUACUGAGUACUACACUAGUAACGCCUACAGCCCUGUGCAAGAUGUUGCAGACUCAUGCAGAACCGGUGCAGCCACCAAUGUUAUAUUCGGAUUGGCUCUUGGUUACAAAUCAGUCAUUAUUCCAAUCUUUGCUAUUGCUGUCAGUAUUUUUGUUAGCUUCAGCUUUGCUGCUAUGUAUGGUGUUGCCGUUGCUGCUCUAGGCAUGCUCAGUACCAUUGCUACUGGUUUGGCUAUUGAUGCUUACGGUCCCAUCAGUGACAAUGCUGGUGGUAUUGCUGAAAUGGCUGGAAUGAGCCACCGUAUCCGUGAAAGAACUGAUGCUCUUGAUGCAGCUGGUAACACCACUGCCGCUAUUGGAAAGGGGUUUGCUAUUGGCUCUGCUGCUCUAGUCUCCUUGGCUCUAUUCGGUGCCUUUGUGAGCCGUGCAGGUGUCCACACCGUAGAUGUUUUGACUCCUAAGGUUAUCAUUGGGCUACUUGUAGGUGCUAUGCUUCCUUACUGGUUCUCAGCCAUGACAAUGAAGAGUGUGGGAAGUGCAGCUCUUAAGAUGGUUGAAGAAGUUCGCAGGCAGUUCAACACCAUCCCUGGACUCAUGGAAGGUACAGCUAAACCAGACUACGCCACAUGUGUCAAGAUCUCAACCGAUGCAUCCAUCAAGGAAAUGAUUCCUCCUGGUUGCCUUGUCAUGCUCACACCUCUCAUUGUUGGUUUCUUCUUUGGUGUUGAGACUCUCUCUGGUGUUCUCGCUGGCUCCCUUGUUUCUGGUGUCCAGAUUGCUAUUUCUGCAUCUAACACUGGUGGUGCCUGGGACAAUGCCAAGAAAUACAUUGAGGCGGGUGUAUCAGAGCAUGCAAAGAGUCUAGGACCAAAGGGUUCAGAGCCACACAAGGCAGCUGUGAUUGGAGACACCAUCGGAGACCCAUUGAAGGAUACAUCCGGACCUUCGUUGAACAUCUUGAUCAAGCUUAUGGCUGUUGAGUCUCUUGUCUUUGCUCCCUUCUUUGCCACUCACGGUGGUAUCCUUUUCAAGUACCUCUAA